AUGGAUCGUUGUACUAAAAAUCAUCAAUAUAGUUAUGAGGUACCUGUUGUAGACAAUUGGGAAGAUUUACUUGAUAGUGAUAAUGAAGAAGAUAAAAAUAGUCCUAUAAAUUCACUUCAAAAAUGUCCAGAUUUAAAAUCUUCAAAUAUAACGAAUAAUAAUAUAAUAAAAGAUCAAAAUCCGAAUUUAAUAGAUGAACUAAGUGAGGAAAUGCGAUGUCAAAAAUUAACAGAAGAAAUGGAUGAAAGUGCAAUGGAUGAUUUAUUUGAUGGUUUUAUUACUAUUCCAAAUAAAUUCCAAGAUCAAAAAUCUAUAAGUAAUACUAAAUUAUUAUCUUCUACAUUGAAUGUAUCUAGUGAUCCAUUUAUUUCUAUAAAUUUAAGUUCUUAUGGAAAAGUUGAGGCUAUUGCUUUAAAAUUUGCAGAUAAAAUUCGUCCAGCUCUAGCUAAAAGUCCAGCAUGGCUUAGAUUUAUUGAUAUAUGUUUAAAUGAAAUAUUCCCUAAAAUGGAUCUUAAAGAUCUUAAGACAUUAAAAAAAAAAGUAGAUCAACAAAUUCAAAUAAAAGAAAAAGAUAUAUCUAAAAGUCAACAAAAAAAAAAACCAAGUGAUAUAUCUACUUUAUCUAGGAAUUAUAAAGAAGAGUUGGAUAUAUUUGAUGGUAUAGAUUUAUUAGAUGAAGAGUCUGAUGAAUAUUAA
Messenger RNA from Cryptosporidium muris RN66, 696 nucleotides. RefSeq lists its product as uncharacterized. The coding region runs from base 1 to 696 and encodes 231 amino acids. The record is from RefSeq and is a predicted model, not a curated record. The transcript has 2 exons. NCBI's taxonomy places the organism in Eukaryota, Apicomplexa, Conoidasida, Eucoccidiorida, Cryptosporidiidae.